Molecule: messenger RNA, 591 nt
Organism: Homarus americanus (American lobster)
Lineage: Eukaryota; Metazoa; Arthropoda; Malacostraca; Decapoda; Nephropidae
Product: THAP domain-containing protein 2-like
Exons: 3
Coding region: 1-591 (196 amino acids)
Source: RefSeq, a predicted model, not a curated record
AUGAAAGAGAAAACGUUCGAGGUGAUAGUGAAGGGAACUGAAGACGAAGAAACGACGACGAAACGUAAAUUUCCAAGGACUUUUCAUGGAUUUCCAUCUAAUCCUGAGAAGAGAAAGCAAUGGCUUGUUCAAAUGCAUCGUGAGGACUGGUCACCUACAUCACACUCCAAAAUAUGCUCGGAUCAUUUUGAAGAGGAAAAUAUUGACAGGACAGGGCAAAUUGUCAGAUUAAAGGCUAAUACAGUGCCAACAAGAUUUAAAAAGUUUCCAAAACAUCUUCAAAAGGUAUAUUUCUAUUUUAUGGAUACUAAGCUACAAGUAAACGAAAGAACCCCAAAAAAGAGGCACCAUCUGGAAGUUUCAUCAAGUGAGCACCAAAUUGAAGAGGACAAAGACAUGGAAGCUAAGCCAGCAAAGAUACAACAUAGUAAACAUAGUUACUGCUUUGUUGAUUCACCAAGAGAGUUAAAACAGAAGCUAAACAAGAGUAAUGAGAAAAUAUGUCAAUUGAAGAACUUAAAAUACUCACAGCAGAAGUCACAUCGUUUAACUCGCCAACGUCGAUUAUCCCGUUCUCUAGGCCUAUCCUAG